AUGAUCCUCAUUACAUAUCCACAAGUGGUAGAAUCUGCAACAUAUAUACUAAAUACAUCACAACAACACAAGAUAUUGACCGGCAUAAACGGAUCCGGCAAUGGUCUCAAAUUAUUGUUAAAUAUUGAAAGCUAUGAACGCGUAGAAAGUUGUACGACACAUUUUCGUACGAUGAGUUUACCGGGUCUUAAAAUUUUGAUUUACAAUCAAACUGAUGUUCCUGAGUCAUCGCUUGAAGGUGUUAACGUUCCUCCUGGUUAUACUAUGGAGAUUCCGUUCAGGAUGCAAAAGUUCCUUGCGGACAGAGCAGCUUCUAUAAACCCACCAUUUUGA
Messenger RNA from Gongylonema pulchrum, 333 nucleotides. Lineage: Eukaryota; Metazoa; Nematoda; Chromadorea; Rhabditida; Gongylonematidae. The record is from the annotation of a GenBank genome assembly.